Molecule: messenger RNA, 504 nt
Organism: Ilex paraguariensis (yerba mate)
Lineage: Eukaryota; Viridiplantae; Streptophyta; Magnoliopsida; Aquifoliales; Aquifoliaceae
Source: the annotation of a GenBank genome assembly
AUGCCCAUGUGGAGUCCUAGACCUAGAAAUUUAGAUUUACCCUUCUCCGAUGAUCAGCUGAAGGGUCUUCUUAAGAGAUGUGACACGAACAAUGAUGGCAAGCUGAGUAGGCAAGAGCUGAAGGGAGCUUUCCGUGGUCUCGGCUUGAAAUUCAGUGGCUGGAGAGCUCGAUGUGCCCUUCGCCACGCAGAUGCCAAUGGUGAUGGAGUCAUUAGCGAAGACGAGAUGAACGAGCUUGUCAAAUAUGCUUCAAGGCAUGCAAGUUACCCACUGUCUCAGGAGCAGCUUAAGGGUAUUCUCAAGAAACAUGACACCAACGGAGACGGAAAGCUCAGCAGGGAAGAACUGAAGGCAGCCUUUCGCAGCCUAGGUUUGCAGUUCAGUGGCUGGAAAGCUUGGAGAGCCGUCCACCAUGUCGACGCCAAUAGAGAUGGGUAUGUUAGUGAAGAGGAGAUGAAUGAGCUUGUUAAGUAUGCUAUGCAAUGGGGGUUUACUAUUAAUUAA